AACACACCGCGGUUUCCGUCGUAUAAUACACGCACUUUUACGCAGAGAGAAAACGAAAACGCCGGGCCGCAAAAACGAAGCGAUUGCCUUCUAAUUUUGGGCAGCGACGCUCCCAUAGUCGCCGAGCGCUCCUCCGCGACACGGGAAAUCUUGUUCCAACACUUUCGGGCAGGUCGUCGCCGGCUGUGUGUUCUAUCUCCGUGGGUUCCUGUCUGGAUGUAAACAAAGCCGACCAAGAUGUCUUGGGUACCCGGGAUGGGCACGAUAGCGUUGAUUGCGUGCGUCCUGUACGUGCCCUACUACCUCUUCUUCGUGGUCCGGAGGACGAGCUUCUUUUGCGGCAAAACGCGCUUUCGAAGCUUCCUUCAAGACAACUGUGGACAGUUUCUAGACGGCUUCUUCUGGGUCCCGUUCUGGUGCAUCAGUUCCAACGUGCAGAGCCUCUUCGCGAUGCUCAUCCAGGAUAACCAGCCCGAGGUGCCCUACCGGAGGCAGCUGAAGUACCUCUCGGACGGCGGCCUGGUGGCCCUGGACUGGCUCAAUGAGGACUGCCAGCCGCCCGUGGUGCUGUGCCUGACGGGCCUGACGGGGGACAGCCAGGCCUUCUACCUCAAGACCUUGCUGCCCAUGCUGUCCGGCAUGAAGUGUCCCUGCGUGGUGCUCAACAACCGGGGACAGGGAGGCCUGCCCUUGCUCAACCACCGCAUGGCCUACGUCCUCGGCAUCGACGACGUCACGGAGGUGGUGGCGGAGAUCAAGAAGCGCUACCCCGAGGGCCGCAUCCUGGCGGUGGGCUACUCGCUGGGCGGCACGCAGCUGGGGCACUACCUCCUGCAGAAGGGCGACGAGGCCCAGAUCGACGCCGGGGUGUCCCUCUCCAUCCCGUUCCACCUGCCCACCACCCACGUGAACCUGAACGGAUGGAGCACCAACUACCUGCUCAACAUGUACCUGGCACGCGCCCUCGUGCAGCGCUUCAAGCAAUACUGCCCCGUGCUCGUCUCCAGCGGCAUCGUGGAUAUACACCACCUGUUCCGGUCCCGAACCUUGGUGGAGAUUGACAAACAACUCACGGUCCCCGUGUAUGGUUUCAAGAGCACCAGCGACUACUACGAAAAGGGCAGUCUCAAGGGCAAGCUGUCAACAAUACGCCGACCUCUAGUCUUUCUGCUUUCUUCGGAUGACGUGUUUGGUUCCGAAGAAACAAUACCAACGACUGAGAUUGAAGAUAACCCUUGGCUCGCCGCCAUCGUCACGCCAAGGGGUGGCCAUGUUGGCUUCCUCGACGGCCUCCUCUGGCCCAAGCCGCCAUUUUUCUCGGAACGUUUCGUAGCCGCCUACCUGAAAGCGCUACUACAACUCUGUAGGAAGCCAGGAGGCACGGCGCGUUUAGCGCAGCUCGGGACACCCUGCACGUCAUGAUGACAUAUGUACUCAUUAUUCGUUGAAGUGAGGAGUAUUGGUGUAAGAGUAUAUCUCUAACUAAGCCGGCUUGUCUACCGGAAACACACGAGACGGUAAUCUGCGUCGGCUUCAAUGGAAUGAUAGAUUCGAUGGCUUGACGGCCAUCGCGGCUCGUCUUUAGUCAAUAGGGACUUUUAGCAAACCGUUACCGUACCACAGUUGCCGUGGGCCCGACUGCGCAUGCGUGACCGCGUACCGUUCCAAUCCUGAAAAAUUUGAUUUUAGCAUAGCCGGGCCUCGUACCAUGGUACCCCAGUGACAAAAGCUAACGACAAUAAAUUAAUUUAUAAAACUUGUGGCGCAAUAAGGUGGAAUAAUAAUAAAACUGAGGAUCGGCAUAAACUGGACGACGUUUCUUG
This is a messenger RNA of Ixodes scapularis (black-legged tick), 1823 nucleotides long. Its product is annotated as protein ABHD1. The transcript has 7 exons. Gene Ontology annotation, biological process: medium-chain fatty acid biosynthetic process; medium-chain fatty acid catabolic process. Gene Ontology annotation, molecular function: acetylesterase activity; monoacylglycerol lipase activity. Bases 238 to 1422 code for a protein of 394 amino acids. The record is from RefSeq and is a predicted model, not a curated record. NCBI's taxonomy places the organism in Eukaryota, Metazoa, Arthropoda, Arachnida, Ixodida, Ixodidae.